Molecule: messenger RNA, 6593 nt
Organism: Apus apus (common swift)
Lineage: Eukaryota; Metazoa; Chordata; Aves; Apodiformes; Apodidae
Exons: 6
Coding region: 5047-5754 (235 amino acids)
Source: RefSeq, a predicted model, not a curated record
UUUGCUUAAUCAGCAUAUUUUCUAUGUUGCUUGGAAAACCCCUAUGUGGUGGUGCAACUACAGGAGUAGUCAUGUUAAAAAAUAGCUCCUAGACCCCUGACUUUGUUGCACAGCUAAAUACCUAGGAUCAGUGAGUCCUGCUGAAUACCAAGUGUAGCACAGUCAUCCCUUCUUAGGGUAAUAGGGAAUAACUUUAUGAAGGAAAUGUCUAAGGAAGGAGUUUAUUCAGUUGGACAAACCAUCUUUUGAUGUCAUGAAGGCAUUGUAUGCUUGAGACUAGGCAAAUUAAUACAGAUCAAACACUGAAGUGUAAAUUCUUAGGAAGAAGUUCUUCCUUAGGGACCAGGUGUCCUUCAGAGUAGAAAAAUACCAAAGUUUGCAUGUGCACCUCAUGGAAAAUAGAGAAGCGGCUUUUCUCAGUUACUGAGGAGAUAGCUAAAAGAAAGCUCAUUCCUUUUUGCUGCCUCCCCUGCCACUACUUUCUGAUAGAUUGCUGAAACUUUUUGAGCUCUUCAUGUCCAGUUACGUGCAUGAAAACAAUGUUAACAAAAUAUUUUGAAACUCAACAAGAAAAUUACGUAAUGGGAACUGUAAAAAAUUAUUUGGGCUUGCUGUUGUGAUUCUAUUGGAUUGACACUGCUUCCUGUUCUGCUACAAAGCUGUGUGAAAAUGCUUUUGAUUUGUUCUGGCAUGUGCAUUUUGGUGCCUCAGAGCAUUUGUGUAGGCUGUUCUGUGAGUGCUGAUCAGUGGGCUCUUAACUAGAGCAAUUCUUUUUUCUACCAGAACUAACUGUCUCUUCUGUUUUGGAUUAUGCUUUUGUCCAGUACAGUAGUGUGCAUUCUUAAAAGAUCUUUUCAGGUAAGACACUUACUUUAUAUGUCCACAUGCUGUGACGAUGCACUCUCUCACCAAUACAAACAGAAGAUGUACUUUUUGACUGUUGUCAUUGCCCACAGAAUAAUGCUAUCUGGUCGUGGUACAGGCUUCACAUGGAUUCUCUGUAGUUUAGCCUACAGGUGCCAUCAGCUCACGUUUUCCUUCAGUUCCCAUUAAAUGCAAUUUGUAACUCUUGGCAUAAAGAGACAUGAAACCAAAAGAAGCUAAAGUGUAACUGGUAAUGAUACUUGAGUGCAAGCAUACCAGGUAGGUGAGGGAUGCAUGAUUCCUAACACGCAUUUUGAGCAUUUGAGAAUGACUUUCAAUAGUUAAAAAAGGUUUGUAGUGGAUGUUGGCAGAUUACUGAGGGGUUUUUUGCUGCUAGUUUUGCAGUUUAUAAGAAUUGGAAGUAAGAGACUAUCACUUGAUAAAACUGUCUCUCCUCACUGGCUGCUUACUGCUACAAAAAAGUUUUAAAGCCUUGCUUGGUAGAAUAGCUUUUACUUUUUACCCUGUUACUUAAAUAAAAAGUUUCCCAGGUGAUUACUGUUGUCUCUGUUUUCUGCAUCAAAACCCGACAACUUGUGUUGAUGCUUAGGGAGCUACUUGCUCUGAACGGUUAAGGGUCACUAGUUUGUUAGACAGCUACGGUUAACAAAGGUGUUGAUGGGAAUGUAGUUGUGGAUUUUCAUCUGGAGCAGAGUGUUACUGAAGAAAAUGUAUGUGUUGUUAGGUUACAGUGUCAUUUGAGGUUCAAGCUGUGCCUUCAAACUUUAGGUAUUAUACCAGCUGUUUGGAUGUUGGUAAAAUGUUACAUCUGUGUCCAUAUCCUUAUCCCUUUCACUCAAACCUGGUAGUGCAGUUUCACCCAAACUUUGUUUAGACCUAUGUGGGGAAGAAAAAGAACCGUUCCCCACACUGCUUAGUGCAGCUGGUGGAAGAAAUGCUGUGGAAUGUUAGCCAACAGUCAGUCUGGUUAGAUCUCUUAACUGUUUAUUUCCAUACACUUUCAUAACAAAAUUAGAAGUUGUUUAACAAGGUCAUUCUGUUUGCAAUGGAAUCUUCAACAAAUCAACAUGUUUAUUUUGUUAAAAUACCUAAAUACUUUUAAUCAUGAGAAGGUGAAAGUGAUACGAAGGUGGAUUUCCUGUCAGUCACAGAGUUGAGUGAGAAAUGGUAAGUCUUCAGAGAUGAUAUUUUCCUAAUAGAACUUAAUUAAAAUGUUGUUGGCCUUGAAGGAAAAUGACGUAGUAUGCAAAUUAUGUAAAUAGAAGCAAUUGUAUUUAGAAUUUUUAUUGAAGGGAUACUAUGCUCACUUUUUCAAAGCCAUUUUGGGCCACAAUUAAAAAUGGAAGGGGUGUAAAGAGGGACACUCUACUGCACCAUGUGUCUCUUGAUGAAGAGUUCUUAUAGACAGCAGUUGAGUCAGGGAAUGGCAGAGGGGGAUGAAAUCUCUUCUGAAGCCAGGCUGCUGGUGGACUCUUAGGAAGAAAUUGCUGCAGUUAUAGAAGGUAAUUUUUUUUCUUACAUAUUGUGUGGUUCUGCACUGCUCUUAGAAUUCUCCUCUUUGGUAAUUUUGUUGCAUUAUGUGUUCCAGGCAUGCCUUUGUUAUUCUUUAGCUUUAUUCCGUGAGAGAAGGAGAUAACGUCCUGGUUUUCCCUCUCACGUAUUCCUCCCUCUUGGUUCCUUCCAAACAGUCUGAAUCUGACAAAGGUGUUUCCUUGUACCACGCUCUCAUUCUGUUUUUCCUGGUUCUGUAUCAUAAUUUUGCUGAACUUCUAUUCCUAUUUGGACAAGGAAAAAUGGUGAAAGAACCGCUGAAUUUUUAUUAAAUAUACACUGUACUUGUCUUCGUGUAUUGAAAAAAAUUGUAAUAUCCUCUCAUGAAGUUUCUAAAUCUUUUCUCAAGAUCGUAUGUGGGUUCUGUAGGCUACAGCAUCUCAAGGCAUUUAUUUGUAAUGCUUCGAAAACCCAAUCUCUUUAUAUAUUUUUUUAUUGGUUAAAAUUAGACUUUGAAAUUAAUUCAUUAGGGAAUCAAUUAGUGGGUUGGGAUAUGAUUGCACAUAAUUUUAGGAACAUAAUCUUCUGCCUUGGAGAGGAGUUGGAGGAAGGGAAGCUUGGAAAUCUGGACUUAAUGUUUAGGAUCAUAGGAGAAUUCAGGUUGGGAGAGAGCUCAGGAGGUCACUUAGUUCAAUCUUGUGCUUAAAGCAGGAUGAGCUGUGAGGACAGGCCAGGUUACUUAGGUCUUUAUCUGACCUGGUGUUGAAAGCUUCCGAGGAUGGAGGCUGCAGAACCUCUCUGGGCUACCUGUUUCAUGGCUUUGUCCUCAUUGUGACAAUACAUCCAUUUUGAACCUCUCUGCAAGACCCUGUAUUUCUGCUGAGUUGCUUAUAGUUGCUCUGUACCCUGUGUUGCAGUGUGAUGUCUUUGUUCUCAUCCUCGUGGACUGCUGCCAUCUGCACAAACUGCCUGCAGACGUGAAUGUUGCACUCCAGUACUGUUUUUCUUCCUGCUUUUUGUCUUCACUGUUGUUCCUGGUGAUUUUGACUGAUGCUGGAUGGGUCUACCAGAAGUAAAAGCAGGGGGGAGGUGGCAUCCAAUUAGCUGGUCUUUAGGCACUGUUUGUUACAAAAGAUUUAAGGGGAAAAUACGUUUUUGGUAACUAGGUCACACCAGAAUCACAAUUGCUUUAUUAUUUUGCUUUCUGAAGUAACAUUCAAUUACUUUUUAACACAUUUUUAAAGAAACUCCAAGAAUUCACCUCUGCAUGGCCAGCUGAGAAUUGAUCCAGCAUGGAAGCCAACUGGCUUUUCUACCUCUUGGCUGCUACCUAAGUGAUGCAGUAUAUUUGGAUUAACAGAGUCCUGUUUCUGGUUUCUCAAAAAAUAAUGUCAGAAUGCUGAAAGAAGUGCUACAGUCAGUAACUAUUGGCAUCUUCACUGGAAAUUGUAGGAGAAAAGUCCAUGGCAUACCAGACUGCAAAAGUUUUGGUUUCUGUAGUAAUAUUGUGGAUGACAGAUCAUUCUCCUUGAUUUUAUUUUUUGGGGCUUUUGAGUUUGUUGGUUUUUUUCCUUAACAGGUAAAUAGAAAGCUGAAUUAGGGUAUUUUUCACUAUACUGAAAUAAAGGAACCCGGCUCAUUGUAAUUUAAUUUGUUGCCACAGCACUUGAUUCCAUUCCCAAGGUGCUCCAUUGCUCCUCCCAUUGUUCUAGGAGGUACUCUUUAGGGCUUCAAAUAUGCUGGAAUUCAAGUUGCUUGGCAUUUUCACAAUCAGUCACAUGAGCUAUAUUAGCAAAGUACCUCAAAAUGUCCAAGAUCUACAGCCUCAAGUUGCUUUGACUGCACGUGCACUGUGAUUAAUGUACAUGCUGCACCCUUAGCUUCAAGCUUUCUUUGGUCCAGACAUAGCUGUUUGCUUUAGCAGCCAGGACUCACUUUGCAGGCACAAAUGCUGUCUGGGAGUGUGUAGACAAACUCCUGGGGGCUCCUACAGUAAGUGCUGAGUCUUCUUCCCUCUUCCCUCCGUUACUUUCUGUAGCUCUGUGUUUUACAGUUAGUAUAUCAGGGAUGUGAUGGUUAUAAAACAUGACAACUGGGCUUUGUAGAAGGGUUCCCAAAGCAACACUGCUUACUUAAAACAUGUAAUGCAAAGGUUCAAGCAAGACACAUGACCUGGAGUGUGGCUUCUUGCUGUUCUUGAGUAGUAUUUUUGUUUUGAAUCACUGUUUGAUUCCAGGUCAUGAGCUCUACUUUUCAAGCUUGUGCUCUUAUUAUGUAAGCAAUGUCCUACUCAAUCAAUCUGGAUGUUAGAGAAGUUCCUCCUUAGCCAGUUUCUCUCUUUGAGGCCUCCUCUGUCUGUCUGCUCUGUGUGCCAUAAGGAGCCAGCUUCUGAGAAACUGCUUGUCUGAGAAAUCACUUGUACUAUAACAGUAUUUUUCACUCCACGUAGGACUGGAACCAUUUGUGAAUGUGAUGAAAACCAAAUAAAUGAAUCCGUGCAAACCAAUAGUGAGAAAAGGGAGAGAUGCAUGAAAGUCGAGUGCAACAGUGGCCACAGAAUCCAGAAAUUCCACAGGGAGAUGGCUUCCCAAGGGACAAGCCCAGGCUGUCCCCAGGGUAGGGGGACACAAGGACAGUGCCCUUUAAAAGGGGGAAAAAACGGUUUCGGAAAUGAUUUCUUCCUCUUGGAUAAAAUGGAGCGGAACGCUGCCGGAUUUGUUUAAUCUCAAGGUGGAUGGCUUGGGAAGAAAAUGGACUGAUACCCCCGGCAGAAAGCCUCUGGUGUCCCCUGGUCAGCUCUGCUGUAGCAGACACGACAGCACCAUGGACUUGUUUGGCCUGCCCCAGCUUCUGGACCUGAUCCUCGUGCCCAGAGACAUGUGGACGGUCAACUUUGGGGCCCUGUGCCGUCUGCUCCCGGGGACGGUCAACUUUGGGGCCCUGCGCCAUCUGCUCCCGGCCAGGAGGAAAGGGAAGAAGGAGAGCAGCAUCUCCAAGCAGGGCAGUGGCAGCCAGUUUGCACCUGCUCGGCCCACCAGGGUGAGCACGGGCACCCUGCAGGAGGCCACCCUGGCGACCACCGCCCUGAGGACAAAGCGAGGAUCUCUAGACCAGGAGAGCAUCUGCCAUCUCCUGUCUGACCUCCAGGGCCAGCUGUCCGCCCUGCAGGGCCGGGUGUCCUCUCUGAAGGGCCAGGUGUCUUCCCGGCAGGGCCUGGAGAGUGACUGGCAGGGCCAGAACGAGAAGGACCAGGAGCUGCUGACGAGCAUCCAGGUCAGAGCUGUCAAGCUGGAGAGGAUCAUCGAGGCGCUCACCUUGGUCACCAGGAGCCUCAUGGACAAGCUUCAGCAGACGGACGAAGAUCUCAAGGCUUCCUGAGGGACAAGUCCAGGCUGUCCCCAAGGCAGAGGGACACAAGGACAGUGUCAGCCCACGAGGAUCGCUCCCAGUCACCGAGGAUCCUCCCAAGGAUCUUGACCCCUAGGGCCAGAUCCAUCAUCUCUGCAGCCAGGCAGGACAGCAGGUCCCCCCUGGGCAAGCUCUGUGGCACCAGGCAGGACAGCAGCCGUGGCCUUGUUUGGCCUGCCCCGGCUGCUGGACCUCGUCCUCCUGCUGCGAGAUGUCUGGAGGGUCAGCUUUUGGCCCCUGCACUGUCUGUUCCUGACUGAGCUGGGGCAGCUGCAGGGCCAGGCAGCGUGUGGCACAGAAAGGAUUGCUGCUUGCUGAGCAGCUGCCAGUGCCCCCGGGAGGGAGCUGGACCCUCGCCCCCUGACAGCCCCUCUCCCUGUCCCCCAGCCACGCCAGCCCCUGCCCCGCGGCCAUGGCUGGCACCCAGCGUGAAGGAAGGAGGUUCCAAGGGGGGAGCAGGACCCCCCAGCCCCUGCUCCUCCCGUGCAGUGCAGCCCCAGCCCUGCCCAGUGCCCCUCCGUCUCGUGCCACAGUUCAUUGGCAGAUGCCCCUUUUCCAUCCUGCUCCCGGGCCCCGGCUGCCGUCCUUCUCCUCACCGCGCUCCAGGGGGGAAAGCCCAGGAGGCUGCCGGCAGCCAGGCAGGACAGGAGGUGCCCGGCCAAACCCUCCUGUCCAUCCCGGCCACCAAGAGGAAAGGCAAGGACUGCAGCCCUGAGGAAAGGGACGGUUUGACUGGGUUUCAUUCUGUUGAAUUAGAUUGAAAUUAAUAAAACAUUGUCAACUGUUCUUUUCUUGUUGUGUGGAUUUAA